Messenger RNA from Peromyscus eremicus (cactus mouse), 1832 nucleotides. Its product is annotated as keratin, type II cuticular Hb5-like. Gene Ontology annotation, cellular component: keratin filament. The transcript is spliced from 9 exons. Gene Ontology annotation, molecular function: structural constituent of skin epidermis. Gene Ontology annotation, biological process: keratinization; intermediate filament organization. Bases 1 to 1458 code for a protein of 485 amino acids. NCBI's taxonomy places the organism in Eukaryota, Metazoa, Chordata, Mammalia, Rodentia, Cricetidae. The record is from RefSeq and is a predicted model, not a curated record.
AUGGUGGUCAGUUCUUACCUCCUCAGUUCUGGCUGUGGGGUCAGGAACUUCAGCUCCUCCUCUGCUUGGGUGCCCAAGCUGGGAGCUCACAGCCGAGCCAGUGCAGCGGCCUACCGUGGGGGCAGUCCUGGGGGGCCAGGCUACAGGCACCUCAGGGGCUUCAGCAGCAGGAGCCUGUGUACUGUAGGGUCCCCCCGGCUUGCAGGGAGUUUCAGAUGGCCUCUGAACAGUGGGAGCAGCAGCUUUGUUUACCGAGUGGGGGGCCUUUGCGGGCCCACACCCCCCUGCAUCACCACAGUCUCCGUCAAUGAGAGCCUGCUCACGCCCCUCAACCUGGAGAUCGACCCCAAUGCUCAGUGCGUGAAGCAUGAGGAGAAGGAACAGAUCAAGUGUCUCAACAGCAAGUUUGCCGCCUUCAUUGACAAGGUGUGCUUCCUAGAGCAGCAGAACAAGCUGCUGGAGACCAAGUGGCAGUUCUACCAGAACCGCAAGUGCUGUGAGAGCAAUGUGGAGCCGCUGUUGGAGGGCUACAUCGAAAUGCUCAGGAGGGAGACUCAGUGUAUGGAGGCGGACAGCAGGAGGCUGGCCUCAGAGCUCAGCCGUGUGCAGGAGGCCGUGGAGGGCUACAAGAAGAGGUAUGAAGAAGAACUGGCCCUCAGGGGCGUGGCUGAGAAUGAGUUUGUGAUACUGAAGGACACAGACAGUGCUUACCUGCACAAGGCAGAGCUAGAGGCCAACACAGAGUCAUUGAGGGAGGAGACAACCUUCCUGUGGUCCCUGUACAAGGAGGAAAUCAUCUACCUCCAGUCCCAGAUCUCAGAAACCUCAGUGGUGGUGAAGAUGGACAACAGCCGGGAGCUGGACAUGGACACGGUCAUGGCUGAGAUCAAGGCUCAGUAUGAUGAUAUUGCCAGCCGCAGCCGGGCAGAGGCUGAGUCCUGGUACCAGACCCAGUGUGAAGAGAUGAGGAUCACGGUGACCCAGCAAGGUGAGAAUCUUCGCAAAGGCAAGGAAGAGGUCAGUGAGCUGAAUUGCAUCAUCCAGAGGCUGACCUGUGAGGUGGAGAGCGCCAAGCAGCAGCGCCAUAAGCUGGAGGCCGCCAUAAUUGAGGCAGAGCAGCAGGGAGAGGCCGCCCUUACUGAUGCCCGCUGCAAGCUGGCUGAGCUGGAGGCUGCCCUGCAGAAGGCCAAGCAGGACAUGGCCUGCCUGCUCAAGGAGUACCAGGAGGUGAUGAACUCCAAGCUGGGGCUGGAUGUGGAGAUCGCCACUUAUCGGAAACUGUUGGAGGGCGAGGAAAGCCGGGGCUCUGGGGUGUUGUGUAAAGGCCUGGGCUCAGUCAACAUCUGUGUGAGCCAUUCCAAGGGCAAUGGCCUGGUCUGUGGAGACCUGGCUUUCCCAUCUCUCGUGGCCCAGAGGACAUGGCCAUCAACAGUGGUGCUCAGUGCUCCUCCUCUGUAGUGGGGUCUUGCUCCAGUACGAGACUGGUGUGGUUUUCAUAGACAGGCCUGGGAUUCUGGACUCUUGUGUCUGGGAAGGGGCUGGGGUGGGUAGGAAGGAUCACCGUUUCUCUCACAGCCCAAAUGUCAGUUUAGAAACUUUCCCCUUCAGGGACCUGGAAGUAGCUCUCUAGUUUUCUUCUUGUUGGAGAUAUUAAUCACUGCUUGCAAUUAAGUCCUGGGCCGGAUGGGGGCUAGGCAGAGAGGCAUACGGCAUGUGGGAGCAUCUUUGGGCUUUGCUCUUGGAUGAGAGGGGCCACAGAUGUUGCACUGAGGAGGCAGAGCUGCACUGGGGAUGAAGGGAAGCCGUCUGCUGAGAGACAGGACUCUGUGCCU